CGAGCACCGAGUUCGAGUUUGUUCCAUUGCUUUGCCGAUUGCUGUUGCUGCUGCCAUACAGUGCAAGUUUGGCAGUAGAAGUGAAUUUGGCUCCAUUGCCAAUCUAAUGGAACAUCGUUCUUUUGAGCAAGUCCCGUCAGCUGUAGUGCUCAAUCAACUAAACAUUCGCGUGAAACGUGAUAAUUGUCGUAAACAACAAAUUCUGCUCCUGCUAUUAUGUUGUUUAAACGGAUCAUUGAAGGAAAGUCGAUGUUGAACGCUGAAACCACCAAGUCCAAGUCUCCGGAGAAAUGUUCCAGAAGGCGGUCUGAAUGCGAUGGGUGUGGGGAACAUUCCACUAUUCUGGAAGAAAUGGUCAAGGUGGUUUUGCUGGGAGUUGUGUUGUGGGCGGGAGUAACGUUUGGGAGCCAUGUUGCUCCUUACCCGCUUAACUUAAUAUUGAAUUCUGAUAAUCUUCACCCGCCUCCAAUGUACGACUUCCCAUUUCCAAGUGCAGAGAUGUUGAAAAGACUUCCCCCUAUAACUGGAAUCCAAACCAACAAGUCUAUCAGUAUUAGCAAAUUUUCAGUUUCAUUGUUGGAGAGGCUAGAACAGAAUCUUAACGCUGCUGGGAUCACUCCGAGAGCAGGAUCACCAGGAAAGGGAUUCAUGAUCCAAGGUCUCCCUUCGGAUGACGCGAUGUUUUAUGAAAAGUCGUCUAUGAUUAUCACAAAAGCGUCACAGAAUUUGGUUGUAACUCGAUGCACAAGAUACGGUUUGGCCAAGGACGAGUGUGCGAGCUAUGUUAGUACUUUGAACUUGCGUGGUAGUGAAUAUGGGCCAGAGUGUGCCGCGCUUGAAAGACUGGCGUGCCGUUCUAACAAGUUAUCAUCACGUUAUCGCUCCUUCGAUGGCUCGUGUAACAAUCCUGUACGGUCUUCCUGGGGUCAAUCACUAACUGGCUACAAGCGUCUCUUGCACCCAAGAUAUGCUGACGGCAUCGAAGAGCCUCGCUCUUCUGCAAACAAUAAGCCUUUGCCGUCUGCCCGUUUAGUCAGCACAAAACUCACCAGUAACUUGGAUCGACCUGAUGACAAAAAGAGCAUUGCCUUGCCCAUUUGGAGUCAGUUCAUUUACCAAGACUUGGUCCACAUUCCCGUAAGGAAGACAAUCCAUACCCACCAGGCGAUCCGCUGCUGUGACAAUGAUGGCUCAGGGCUAUCACCUCGCUAUCUGCAUCCGAGCUGCAUGCCCAUAUCUGUACCUUUUGAUGAUCUCUUCUACAAAAAGGAAUAUCAAACCUGCAUGGAGUAUACCCGAUCGGCCACAACGUACAGAGGAGACUGCAGUUUUGGUGCUUCAGAACAGAUGAACCAGGCCACGCAUUUCAUGGACGGGUCCCAGCUGUACGGCACGAACGGUCGCGAGGCGGCGUCGCUCCGCGAGAUGGAGGGGGGUCUGCUCAAGACUUCGGGCCCCGGCGCUAACCUGCCGCCGUUGUCUGCCGACCCCACUGCGCAGUGUCUCGUGCCCGGCCGGGCCGAUACCUGCUUUAAAGCUGGUGAUAUCCGCGUGAACAUGCACCCAUGGCUGACGAGCAUGUACGCGCUGUGGGUGCGCGAGCACAACCGCGUGGCGCGCGCACUGGCCGCGCUCAACCCGGCCUGGAGCUCCGACCGCCUGUUCCACGAGGCGCGCCGCAUCGUUGUCGCGGAGAUGCAGCACAUCACCUACGCUCACUGGCUUCCCGCCCUCACUGGUAAACCAUUCGAUGAGCUGUACGAGAGCUACGACACGGGCUACAACUCGGACGUGAACCCGACCGUGAGCAACUCGUUCGCCACGGCCGCCUUCCACUUCGUCCACACCAUGCUCGACCAGGACAUCGAACUGGUGGACACCAACGACGAAGUGUCCUCACACCGCCUCAAGGACACGUUCUUCAAGCCCACCAUCGUGCCCGGCAAUCUAGAGAAGAUCCUGAAGGGCAUGGCGGCGCAGAAGAGCCAGGGGAUGGACUUGAACUACGAUGAUGACGUGCGACACGGCUGGCUGGGGGGGCUGGACGCGCUGGCGCUGGACGUGCAGCGCGGCCGCGACCACGGCCUGCCGGGCUACGCGGCCUACCGCGCGCUCUGCGGCCUGCCGCCCGCUACCACCUUCCAGCACUUCACCGGUCUCAUCCCGCAGGAGGUGGUUGACAAGCUAAUGGAAGUGUACGAGCACCCCAGCGACGUGGACUUGGUCGUGGGUGCCAUGGCCGAGACUCCUCUGCCCGGCUCUUCCUUCGGACCAACCUUUACGUGCCUUAUCAAGGAGCAAAUGUGGCGCACUCGCUACGGCGACCGCUACUUCUACUCGCACACUGACGAGGCCGGAAGCUUUACCAAGCGUCAGCUGGCCGAGCUGAAGCGCGCCUCGCUGACCCGUCUGCUGUGCGACAACGGCGGCCUCACCGCCGUGCAGAGAGACGUCUUCCAGCCGAGCUCCCCCAGUAACCCUAAAGUUCCUUGCGACGAGAUCAAGAAGGUGAACCUGGAGGCUUGGCAGGAGGCCGGGCAGCCGGACCUGCUGUCGCGCACCACUAAGUGGCUCAAGACGCGCGUGGCCGACCGCGCCCAGUAGCUGCACGAGGGCGACGACGUCACGAGGGGCUUGUAGUACUUAACGUAACGAGAACCAAGUCUAUGCGCAACCGCGCAACCCACAAAUGAAGAGUCUGUUGAUAAACAUCAUAGAUUAUCAACGUUCCCAACUAUUCGUAACGUCGUCCCGCGUCCUUUGUGCCCAUGCGAUACCUAUUUAUUAGUAUUUACGUAACGUGUCUGCCUUAAACAGUUAUUUUAUAAUUUAAUUAUCUUGGGUUGUCAUAUAGUCAUACAUUUUUCGUGUCGUAUUAGAUAUCUAAGCGUAAAAAAUGUAUCAUAAUUAUGCGAAAAUUAAAAUACGAGAUUUUUAUGUUUUGAAAGUGAGUUUAGGUCAAAUUUUGUUCCAAACCGCAGUAAGGAAAGUUCCAGUCGAGACAUUCAGUAUUUGUGCAUACAUGACCUGUCUAGGAAUAAGUCAGUGCCACGUCUACUCCUAGUGCAGCGGCUGUGAUAGUCGCGGGCCGCGGUUGCCCGCGGAAGAGUGGCUUCCUACAUUAGACCCAUAUGUUAAAAGGUCUAAGAAGCUAUUUAAAAUUGUAAAAAAAACCUAUUUCGUUUCUAAAACGACAAUGCUUUAAAUUAUAUUUGAAUACCGGACAACUUUUUCACCUGUUUUGAAUAGUUAGGUUGUAUUAUAUCUACACUACGCAGCAGCGUAUAGUGCGCUUUGCGCAGUGUUGAAAUAAUAAUUCGUAUUACUACGGUUUUCCGUAGUUCAUUUAGAUUAAUACUCAUAGAAGUCAUAAAUUAUUGCCAUCCCAUCAAACGCUUAGUUAGCGUAAUAUAAAUAUGCACAUUAUUGUUGCUUUACCGUUGAAUUGAUGACAUCGAGAAUUCUAAUUUUAUUUUUAACUGACAGCCUUUCGUAGGCUCUCAAUGCCAAAGACUGGAAUGCAAUUCAUUGCGUUUAUCGAAUUUCAAUUUAGGAUAUAAUCCAGACGCCUGAAUCUUAGCUUGCAUUUCCAAGUCUAGUGCUGUCGUCUGUUCCGACUAAGAUUUAGGGUGUGUCUGAAUAGAAGACUUAAAUAGUUUAAGGUGUUAAAUGGAUGAGACGGAGGUUGGGGAAACAGUGAAGAAAUUGAAUAAAGUAACGUCAAGCAUUAUUGAGACACUGAUUACACUAGUUAUUAUCAAUUUAAAUUCAAUUUUAACUUUACAUUUUGAAUCCUGUAUAAUUUUAUUCAACCAUGUGUCCCUUCAGAUUUUGAAAUCAACACAAUUUAAAUUCAUAGAUGUACGGUAGAUGCAGACGUAGCAGUUAGUUACUUAUAAGGCUAUAGUUAGCGGCGUAUCUACUAUCUAGUGUGAAGACCAGACACAGACAUAGAAGUUUUUGUGACAUAAACGAGUGUGGAAAGUGAUCGAUAAAUCUGUUAUCGAUAAGUGAUGGAUUAAUAUUGAAAAUAUGCACUUGAUGUUGAUAAGUUACCGAGAAAUUCCAAUAAGUAAUGCAAAUCAAUUACAAAGCGCUACAUAUUUUUUAUUACAUUUAUUUAGUACUUAUAAAAUUAAACGUAAACUAACUGUAGUCUACAGUGCUAAAAGAAAGUAAACUACCAAUAUAUCAAAAGAGAAGAAGAUAUCGAACGUGUUGUGUAUUUCGUAGUAGCUAUCUUAUAAAAUGGAAUUUAUAAUAUUAUUUAUAUUAAUUGUGACGUCCCACGGUCAAAGGUACCUUAUGGCGGGUAUGGAGUUAUGCAUACCCCAGUAAUUUACAAUAAAUACAUAAGCUAUCGAUAACACAAAAGAUCAACCUCCUAAGUUGUGUAGUUACAGAGAUAUGAUUUUUUGAAAAUAAUGUUGUGAAAUGAGCAACUUUACGAUAGAGAAGUUUUAAGUUUAGCCGCCUAAAAAACUAUGUUCCUGAAGUAAGUUACAUAGUUGACUACAAAUAAUAAUACCUUAUACAUCUGAGAUUAAAAAAAUGUUGCGACUUGUUCUGUAAUGCAAAUAGUAACCUUUGAUAUCGACUGAUUUAUGUGUAUACUAACCAAUCUCUUGAAAAUAUUUUUUUAUUUCAUUUUCACGAUUGAUUGCAAUGAGCUCUCAAGAUUUAAAUUUAUCUAUUAGAAAACGACACUGAGAGACAGUUUAAGCAAAAAAAAAACCGAUUUAGAGGUGAAAAUGUAUUUUCUGACUUUUUCAUGUAAAAUCACAAAAUCUAAUAUUUUUUACUUUUAAUGUGACCCAUAAUCAAUUCUUCUGAGCACAUAUGAAAGAAAUUCUGUUAUUCAAAUGAAAUAAAUCGUAAAAUCCCAACUAAAUACUAUAUUUAACCUUUUAUGCCACUUUAAACUUACAUAACAAUAACAGUAUUUACUCCAUACAUUUACGAAAAGGUACCUUAUGGAAAUAAAUUUAAUAAUACAUCACUACAAAACAUCAAUUACAUUGAAGUUUAUCUUUUAUGACUAGAAAAUAUUAAUUUACGUUAAACUGCCACAAAUAUAAUUAGUUCUUCGGCAUAAUAAUGUUAAAAAAGACCAAUAAUUUGUAUGUAAAGAAAAGGUACCUUGUGGUUAAGUUACAUGAUGAAGCAUGAUGAUGAUGGAACAGUUAGGAUAAACUAAGAAUAUUUUGGGGUUAAGAUGGUAUAAAUCGUCUAUUUCUUAUCAAUAAUAUAUUUUGGUUGCCAUUGAAGACAAGCGGCUUUGAGGUUCAAUGACCUCAGAUAUUCCAUAUGGCAAUGCGUCGGGUAUUGGCAUUUUUCAGCAAACCAAUGGCAGAUUUAUUGCAUGCGACCAAACCAAAUGAAGAUUAUUCUAGUUAGGAAAGAGUUGACGAGAGUAACUUUGGUAUAAUAGCAGGCUACUUGGAUUUGUAAUGUUGGUCGAUGUACGGUUAUAAUAUUUGCUAGGCGCCCCAACCAGAACUGAAAUUAUCAAAUUAGUUUUUCAGAAUGCUAAUACAGAUAUCUACCAAACUUCUUUUCCCGUAUUGACUAGUUUUUUUGGGAAUUUUCAAUCUUUUUUCCAUAAGGUACCUUUUGUACUAAACUCUGAGACGACAUUACUCGGCUUAUAACUAACUUAUAACAAAAAUAAAAACAGGUAAACAAACGUUACGUAUUAAGGUUUCAGAUCACACAAUAAAAAAAAAUUGUGCAUUUUUUCACCUUUUUACAAAACAUUUAAUAUCUCCGAAACUAGAAACCCUCAUAAGGUACCUUUUCCCAUGGAACGUCACAAUUUAGUACCUUUAUGUUAUUUCUACUCAGAAUUACAAGCUCCUUCGAUCCUAAUAGGAAAAAAAAGCGUCACAAGAUUUUUACUUCUCUUAUAUAUUCAUUUGUUAAGGCAACAUCGAUAACAGACAUGUCGAUAUUUCAUUUUGUCAAUCACUUUAUUUUGCCACAAAACUUCUGUCUGGUGAAGGCUGUGAUAGAUCCAUUUUAUUCUAAAAAGUACGUAAUAAAUGAUGGUGAUAAAUAUAUUUGACCGUGCACCGCAAACUAUUUACCUAGCCUAAUGUUAUGUGCUGCCGCAGUUAACGUCAUAAAAACUUUAAAAAACAAAUUGAAUUAUAUCUCAGAAGUUCAAUUUUUUAGAUGUUCGAUUGACACUGCUUAGGUUCAUAGAUAAAUUGCAAGUUAAUACGAUAUUUUGUUCAUGAAUAUAUCAUUGUAUAAUCGCAAGCUUCCAAAUAUUUUUUUUUGUUCUGCUAUCCAGCUAUACUAUAAAUUUUGGUUAAGAAGGAGCUUUUUAAACACUAACCCCCUUAUUCAUAAACGCGCUAUAAACCUCAAUUAGCUAAUAAGCGUUUGUCUUUAUCUGUCAUUUUGACUUAUGUAUUUGUAAGAAAGGGAUAAAACAUAAUUUAACUAAAUCAGGCCCGUAAAGUUUUAUGAAUAAGGGGUCAAGUGAUUUGUUUUAAGAAUAAAGGAGAAUGGGUAUUUUGGUCUAUUUAUAAACUGCAUACUUAAAGCUCUCCAUCUAUUGUUUGUUGCAAGCCGCCCGAGGGGUUAAUAGGUACUUUCCACAAAAUCAUAAGCACAAAUCUGCAAAUUGGUCAUGCCCAUUCUGCUUUGUUGUAUUGCCAGUGUCGACUUAUUAAUAUUACUAUACUAAUAUUAUUUUAACUAUUGCUUUAUCUUGUUAUUCUCACAAUUUACUCCCAAGUACCUAUAUUUUACGUCAACUCCAUAUAUCUGUUUUUGUAACUGAGGUUGCUACCUAUUGUAUAAUUUUAUUGUAUUAAGUUUCUUUUAUACGGUUAAUUAAAAUUUCGUUUCCUAUAA
Molecule: messenger RNA, 6864 nt
Organism: Cydia fagiglandana
Lineage: Eukaryota; Metazoa; Arthropoda; Insecta; Lepidoptera; Tortricidae
Product: peroxidase-like
Exons: 13
Coding region: 217-2604 (795 amino acids)
Biological process (GO): response to oxidative stress
Molecular function (GO): peroxidase activity; heme binding
Source: RefSeq, a predicted model, not a curated record